This is a messenger RNA of Medicago truncatula (barrel medic), 5567 nucleotides long. Its product is annotated as sister chromatid cohesion protein PDS5 homolog A. The transcript is spliced from 33 exons. Bases 159 to 5141 code for a protein of 1660 amino acids. Gene Ontology annotation, cellular component: chromatin; nucleus. The record is from RefSeq and is a predicted model, not a curated record. Gene Ontology annotation, biological process: mitotic sister chromatid cohesion; DNA repair. Lineage: Eukaryota; Viridiplantae; Streptophyta; Magnoliopsida; Fabales; Fabaceae.
CAAAAAGAAAACCCUUUUUUUCCUUCUUCUUGUCAUAUUUCUCUCUCGUAAAUCGUUUUCUGAGCUUCGUUCCUUCGUUCAUUCAUUCGUUUCUCGUGUGAAACUCAUGAAAGUGAAAGAAGAAGAAGAAGAGUGAAACGGCAUCGUUUAAGAGAAUUAUGGCGGGUUCUUCUUCUCCUUCUUCGAAGAGUCAUUAUCUGCAGCUACUGAAGGAGUUAGGAUCCAAGUUCGAUAUCAUCGUUCCUACUUCCAAAGACUCUCUCAUCAAACUCUUGAAGCAAGCAACCACAUACCUUGCUGAGUUGGAUCAGUCACCUUUGACUACAACAAGAGAUUCAAUGAAUCCCUUUUUUAAUGCAAUUGUUAAGCCAGAACUACUGAAACACCAAGAUAAGGAUGUCAAGCUUCUAGUUGCAACAUGUAUUUGUGAGAUAACUCGGAUCACUGCACCUGAAGCUCCUUACAAUGAUGAAAUUCUAAAGGAUACCUUUCGGUUGAUUGUGAGCACUUUUAGUGGUCUAAGUGAUACCAGCGGUCCAUCCUUUGGACGGAGAGUUGUUAUAUUGGAGACACUUGCAAAAUAUAGGUCGUGUGUUGUGAUGUUAGAUCUUGAAUGUGAUGAUCUGGUGAAUGAAAUGUUCAGUACUUUUGUUGCGGUUGCCAGAGAUGAUCAUCCAGAAAGUGUCUUGUCAUCCAUGCAAACUAUAAUGGUGGUUCUCUUAGAAGAGAGUGAGGAUGUUCACGGGGAUCUGUUGUCUAUCUUACUUUCUACAUUAGGCCGCGGAAACAAGGGUGUUACUAUGGCUGCAAAAAGACUUGCCAUGAAUGUCAUACAACAUUGUGUGGGAAAACUUGAAUCCAGCAUUAAACAACUUUUGCUAUCGUUAAUGUCUGGAGAUAGCAAGCUAGUGAACAGUCAAAUUGAAUACCAUGGAAUUAUCUAUGAUCUCUAUUGCUGUGCUCCUCAGAUCCUAUCUGGAGUUCUCCCUUAUGUGACAGGAGAGCUACUGACAGACCAAUUGGAAACCCGUUUGAAAGCAAUGAACUUGGUUGGCGAUAUGAUUUCUAUUCCUGGAACUUCCAUUCCUGAAGCAUUUCAGCCUAUAUUUUCAGAAUUCUUAAAGAGGUUGUCUGAUAGAGUUGUUGAGGUUCGCAUGUCUGCCAUUGAGCAUGUAAAGAACUGUCUGCUGUUGAAUCCUUUUAGAGCAGAAGCUUCUCAAAUAUUAUCUGCUCUUUGUGAACGGCUGCUGGAUUUUGAUGAAAAUGUUCGAAAGAAAGUUGUGGCUGUUAUAUGUGAUGUGGCAUGUCAUGCCCUAAAUGCAAUCCCACUUGAAACGGUGAAACUUGUUGCGGAACGGCUUCGUGAUAAAUCUCUACUUGUUAAAAAGUAUACUAUGGAAAGAUUGGCUGAAGUGCAUAGAGUUUUUUGCGAGAAUAGCUGUGAAACAGUCAAACUCAAUGAAUAUGACUGGAUUCCUGGGAAAAUUGUUAGAUGUUUCUAUGACAAAGAUUUCAGAUCUGAUAUAAUUGAAUCCGUUUUAUGUGGAUCCGUAUUUCCAGUAGAAUUUUCAACUAGUGAUAUUGUUAAACGUUGGGUUGAAAUUUUCUCUGGAUUUGAUAAAGUAGAGGUCAAGGCUCUUGAAAAGAUAUUGGAGCAGAAACAAAGGUUACAGCAAGAGAUGCAGAAGUAUCUGUCUCUGAGGCAGAAGCAUCAGGAUAAAGAUGUUCCUGAGGUCCAAAAGAAGAUUCGAUUCUGUUUCAAAGUAAUGUCCCAUUCGUUUGGUGACCCCAUAAAGGCCGAAGAGAAUUUCCAGUUUCUCGAACAGUUAACAGAUGCUAAUAUUUGGAAGAUUUUGGCAAAUCUUGUUGAUCCAAAUACUAGCCUCCAUCAAGCACGUGCCUAUCGGGAUGAUUUGCUUAAAAUACUUGGCGUGAAACAUCCUCUCUACGAAUUUCUGAAUACAUUCUCUAUGAAGUGCUCCUACCUGCUUUUCAACAAGGAGCAUGUAAAAGCAAUUCUUGAAGAAAUUGUAGCUCAAAAAUCUGCAGAGAAUGCUCAGCGUACACAGUCUUGUAUGGAUUUAUUGGUGAUAAUUGCCCGUUUCUGUCCAUUGGUUCUUAGUGGUAGUGAGGAGGAACUGGUGAAUCUACUGAAGGAUAAUAAUGAUAUUAUUAAAGUGGGUGUUCUGAAUGUUUUAGCUAAGGCUGGUGCUACUCUUCGUAAACAACUUUCAGCAACGGCAAGUUCGGUCGACCUUAUAUUGGAGAGGUUAUGUUUAGAAGGCAGUCGGAGACAGGCAAAAUAUGCUGUCCAUGCAUUGGCUGCAAUAACAAAGGAUGACGGCCUCAUGUCUCUUUCUGUUCUAUACAAGAAACUUGUAGAUAUGCUGGAAGAGAACACACAUCUUCCUGCAGUACUGCAGUCUCUGGGGUGUAUAGCGCAGAAUGCAAUACCUGUUUUUGAGACUAGAGAGAGUGAAAUUAAAGAAUUUAUAACAAACAAGAUUCUGAAAAGUGAUGGUAAAGAAGAUCACACUAGAACAUCUUGGGAUGAUAAAAGCGAUCUUUGCAUGUUGAAGAUAUAUGGCAUCAAAACCUUAGUAAAGAGCUACCUGCCUUUCAAAGAUGCUCAUGUUCGUCCUGAUAUUGACAGUCUUCUGGAUAUCCUUAGGAAUAUGCUAUCUUAUGGUGAAAUGUCAAAGGACCUGCAGUCAAGUCCAGUUGAUAAGGCCCAUUUGAAGCUUGCUUCUGCAAAGGCUGUUAUUCGGUUGUCAAGGCUUUGGGAUCAAUAUAUACCUGUUGAUCUUUUCCACUUAACUUUACGGGUAACUCAGACUAGCUUUCCUCAAGCUAAGAAGGUUCUUUUAAGCAAAGUUCACCAAUAUAUUAAAGACCGUGUUUUGGAUGCCAAAUAUGCAUGUGCCUUCUUAUUCAACAUAUUUGGAUCCAAGCCACAUGAAUUUGCAGAGGAUAAGCAUAAUAUGGCAGACAUUAUUCAAAUGUACUACCAGGCAAAGGCACGACAAAUUCCGGUGCAAUCAGAUGCAAAUUCCUUUCCCAUUUACCCGGAAUACAUCCUUCCAUACCUAGUCCAUGCACUUGCUCAUAACUCAUGUCCCAAUGUGGAGGAGUGCAAGGAUGUUGGAGCAUAUGAUAAUAUAUACCGGCAGCUGCACUUAAUACUGUCAAUAUUACUUCAAAGAGAUGAAGGUGCUAAGUCAGAAGAAACUACUAACAAAGAAAAGGAAAUUCUAUCUACUAUCAUUUCCAUCUUUCAGAGUAUAAAACUUUCCGAAGAUACAAUAGACACCUCAAAGACAAAGAAUUCUCAUGCAAUGUGCGACCUUGGGUUAGCAAUAACUAAAAAAUUAGUGCAGAAGGAUGUUGAUGUGCAAGAAUUGUCCCAUUUGUUGUCUCUACCUCCAAUGCUAUACAAAGCAUUUGAGAAGAAGGAAGGAAAUGGCACCGUGGUAAGUGAAGUGAAAAGCUGGCUUGUGGAUGAUAUCUCCUUGGCUCACUUGGAAUCUCUUGAGCUAGAGAUGGUUCAAUCCCAAUUAGUGGAGGAUGAAGCUUCAAAGGACAAUGAAGAAAAUGUAACUUUGGGAGUGAUGUUAAAGCAAAUCAAAUCUCAGGGAAUUUGUGGCAAAAAAGUGAAAAAGAUUAAGCCCGUGCCAUCUGAAACAGAAAAGGUUGAAAAUGAUUUUGCUAUCUUGAAUAUGGUCAGACAAGCUGACUUGGACAACGUGGGGUCAUCUACUAAUGUUGAAACAUGCAAUGGUCAUGAACAUUCUUUAAGUACGAAAACACCGAAGGUUCCAGAGCAUGCUACAGGUCGAAAAAGAAAAACUGAUGAAACAACACCUGCUCCAGUGUCUAAACGUAGUAGUUCUUCCUCUGCUCAUGGUAAACCAAGAUUAUCAACUACUACGUUAAAUGCAUCUCGAAGAGUUUCAGGAGAAAAUUCCCCAGAAGAAAAUUUAAGGUUGGAUGCAGAAAUUAACCCUGAUACAGAUAGCGAAACUAUGGAGAGAAUAAUGGUCAAAGACUUGUUAGUGUCCUCAUUAAAACAAAAAUUUAAGGGUUCUGAAAGCCAUCAUAAUGAUGAGUCGAAUAAACAUGAUGAUUAUGACAUGAAGAGUCCUGACGAUUUGGAACAAAAUGAAAAGACUCUAAGUAAUAAUUCCAAGUCACCUACAUGUUUUAGUAAAAAGACUAAAAGAAAACGUGUUGCAGGAUUGACAAAGUGUGCGAUGAAAAGAGGAGAAAUUGACAGUGAAGAUCUAAUUGGUUGCAGAAUUAAAAUUUGGUGGCCUACGGACAAGAAGUAUUAUGGAGGCACUAUCAAGUCUUAUGACUCUUUAAAAAGAAAGCAUGUGAUAUUAUACGAGGACGGGGAUGUAGAAAUACUCCGUUUGGAAAAGGAGCGCUGGGAGCUUUUGGACAAGGGUCGCAAAUCUACUAAGAAGAUAAAACGCUCUUCACUUGAAACUUCUGGGCACAAACUGAAAGGUUCAAGUGGCUCACCAAGUAAAAAGAAAAAAAAGAUAGUUAAUGGUAAACAAUCUCCAAGCAAGCCUGCAAAACCUAGAAAAAAGUAUGCAUCAAAAAGUGAUUUCUAUCAAGAGCAGGCCAAAGAGACUUCUGAGAUAUCAAAUCCUGAAGAGACCAUGAUCUCUAAAGCUGAUGAGACAGACUCAGGUGGUUCAGAAGAGGAACUGACAGCAGUGCACAAUGAAAUCACAAAAAAGGGGAAGAAAUCUAACAAGAAAGUAAGAUCAGUUCCCAGAGGAAAGCGGCUCAAGAAAACCAAGAACUUUCAUCAUAUUGAAGAAUCAGACGAUGAUAAGCGUGAUUAUAAUGAGAGGAUUUCUGAAGAUAGAGAGAGUGUCCCGCAAUAUAGCUCAGAAGAGAAGAAAGUGGAUGAAUCAUCUGAAAGGGAAAGUGUUCAUGGUGAAGAAGAAUCAGAGUCUGAAGGGGAACAAGAUAACAGCGAUGUGGGGGAUAGUCCUGGAGAAACGGAGAGAUCACAUAUUGAGCCAUCAAGUCCCGAUGAUGUCAGCAUCGCUGAGAUUUCUGACAACAUUCCUUUGAUCAAAUGGAAUUGUCGGAAGGGGAAGAAAAGCUCAGGGAAGGUGCGGUGAGCAGUUUAAGUUGAAGCUUGUUUUUUUGUCAAGAUAGUUGCAGAGGCGGUGCUGUGGAAAUACAGGUGUCGAUGUGAAUGAAGAUGACUGCUGAAUUGGGGAUCUGUAGUUAUGAACAUACUUAUAAAUAUGUUUUGCACAUCUUGUUGCAGUCACCCUGUAGAAUGUAAAAUUACACUGGUCAUUCCAUCGUUCAGAAAGGAAAGUUUGAAAGGUUUUAUAGGGGUGUGUUUAUGCUAAAUGACCUUUUGUUAGUACAGGUGAUAGGUUCAGCAUAUGAUUCAUUAAGGUGUUGACAUAGAUGAUAUAAUUGACCGGGACAAAAUCAACAAUGUGUACAGAUAUACGUGGGGAUAACUGCAUUCGUAUAUUUCACAUUUAUUUAUACCUCUUCAGUGUUAAAUGGAUGAAACUUUUAAGGACUGC